This is a messenger RNA of Dermacentor silvarum, 1450 nucleotides long. Its product is annotated as transmembrane protein 53-A. Lineage: Eukaryota; Metazoa; Arthropoda; Arachnida; Ixodida; Ixodidae. The transcript is spliced from 6 exons. Bases 16 to 1419 code for a protein of 467 amino acids. The record is from RefSeq and is a predicted model, not a curated record. Gene Ontology annotation, molecular function: serine hydrolase activity.
GCGGCCCGCCAUUAGAUGCGCGCGCCGCUCGUGACACGCAGGCGGUGGCCCUGGACGCACGCACAGCAGCAGAGGACGUGCCUUUCAACACGUGCCGAAUGGCGGCGUGCGAUUGUUUUGCUCUGUGCUUGGCGUGGCCGGCGCGUCGGGGCGCGCACGUCGGCGCUGCCCCUCCUCCUCGCCGCUCGGCAGCACAAUCCAGCAGAUCGACUGCUUAUCGCCGUCUCGUCGGCGAACUCGUGUGCUGGUGUGCCUGCGUCGUGUGUGUGCGGACAUCGCUCGCAGCUGCACGCUGUCGAUGAUCCCGCGAUCUCAUCGUCGCCGGUGCCGCAAGCGCACUUGCCAGCGAGCUGCGCCGCUCCAAGCCACGCCGUCCCGAGUGGCGCGUGCUGGGGUCAACGGCAUCGGCGCGACGUCAGAAUCACCAUGACAUCCGUGCGAGGCCAAGUCGUCCAGCUGUACAAAAAUGUACUGGUGCCAUGCCUGUCAUUGCAGAGCAUGAGCACAGCGGUGCGCACCGAGACCCUUAAUCAGAACAUGCAGCUGCGGCUGUCGGACAAGCCCCCUCCCACGGCUGGAGCGCCCCUCGUUGGGGGUGGUGGAGGUGGCCAAGGCGUGGUAUGCCCUGUGCUCACCUCCUCAUCAGCACGGCCAGACGAGGUGAUGGGUCACCGGGGGGUGAGCAGCAGCAGCAGCAACAGCGCGCUGCGCGAGAACCCAUUGACUGUGUUGCUGGCCUGGAUGAACGCAAAGGACAGUCACCUGCAGCACUACCACGACUUCUACCUCCAGCUGGGCUUCGAUGUCCUCACGGUGCGCACACUGCCACUGCAGCUGGCAUUCCCCACAUCCGGGGCACAGGUGGUGGCCAAGCGGCUGCUAGACUUUCUAGUGAACCACCCCAACUACAGCCGUCUGGUGGUGCAUGGUUUCAGUGUGGGUGGCUACCAGUUUGGCGAGGUGCUGGUCAAGAUACGCAAGGCAGGAGGCGAUUACAAUGGGGUGGUGCCCCGUUUCAAGGCACAGGUUUACGACAGCCUGGUGGACUACGAGGGCAUCCCCAAGGGCUUCCCAACGGCACUCACCCGGAACCAGGUGCUGCGCAAGGUGCUGGAGCUGAUGAUCCGCCUGCAGCGGUUCGUGCUCUAUCCUGUGUCCACGGUGCACUGGAAGGCAUCGUCGCGCGCCUUUCACGAGAACCUGCUCACCUGCCCGGCGCUGAUGAUCAACUCGAAGCGUGACCAGGUGGCCUCCAUUGAGGACAAUCUGCGGGUGGCCAACCAGUGGCGCCAGAGGGGCACGGACGUCACCUUCUGCACGUUUGACGACUCCAAGCACGUGCAGCACAUGGGCCGCUACCCGGACCUGUAUUGCAGCGAGGUGCUGCGCCUGCUUCGCAAAGCCCAGCUGAUAGCCUGAGUGUGAAAUAAAACGUUUUUGUUUCUUCGAU